This is a messenger RNA of Corticium candelabrum, 717 nucleotides long. RefSeq lists its product as uncharacterized. NCBI's taxonomy places the organism in Eukaryota, Metazoa, Porifera, Homoscleromorpha, Homosclerophorida, Plakinidae. The coding region runs from base 13 to 696 and encodes 227 amino acids. The transcript has a single exon. The record is from RefSeq and is a predicted model, not a curated record.
UGGCUGAAUGCUAUGCCCACCUCAAAUAAGCUCGCACUAGUUUCCCGCGAUUUUCGUUUGGCGGCUUGCUUGAGAUUGGGGUUAGCCAUGCCCUUCGAUGGCUGUAUUCGUCAGUGUGACUGUGGUUCUUUUCUGGACAGUUGUGGAUACCAUCUCCUAACAUGUAAGUGGGGCGGUGGUCCAGUCUGGACCCAUGAGUGUAUUGCCAAUGUAUGGUCAGACUGUCUGCGCAGCUUACAAAUGCACCAUCACAGAGAGCCACGUCAUCGAUACAUUACAUCUGACAACCGCCCUGACAUAACAGUUUUCGAUGUUGGAUCAGGGUCCAACACAGAUUUAGACAUUUCGCUAGCACAUCCCUGGAGCAGUGAAGUAAUUUCAGCAUCAGCAUCUACGGAAGGUGCUGCAGCAUCCAGGAGAGAGCAGAAGAAAACGGAAAAAUAUAGCAGAGAACGACUUCUUGGUAAGGAAACAGUGACAGCAGUCCCACUAGUCUUGGAACAUUUUGGUCGAUGGGGACAACAAGCAGAAAUGUACCUACAGCAUUUGUCAAGUAGAUCAACGGAUGCCUAUGGAACAACAAAUGCCUCCUCAUUCAAGACACAUUGGAGGGAGCGCAUGUCCAUUCAGCUACAAAAAGCCAAUGCUCGAGUCAUCUACAGGAAAGUGGAGAGACUUUUAGAUGAUGCUAGUUAAUUUGUGUUUUUCCAAGGCCAU